AAACCAAGCCCGUGGCAGUCACUGCCAAACAGCCUAUUACGCAAACCCCAGAAAACCAUCCCAUUUUUCAGUCCCAAAAUUAGCAGAAAUCACUCAAUCCAAUUACAGGCAAUUUACAGCUGAGAAAAGAGAGUAUCUCAACUUCGUGCCUCAGAUAGUUUUGCAUCGAUCAAUGGAGCGGUAUGAGAUUGUGAAGGAUAUAGGUUCUGGAAACUUUGGGGUCGCCAAGCUUGUGAGAGACAACUGCACCAGAGAGCUCUUUGCAGUCAAGUUAAUUGAGAGAGGCCAAAAGAUUGAUGAACAUGUGCAGAGGGAAAUCAUGAAUCACAGGUCGUUGAAGCAUCCCAAUAUAGUUAGAUUUAAAGAGGUCUUGCUAACACCUACUCAUCUAGCCAUAGUCAUGGAGUAUGCUGCAGGAGGAGAAUUAUUCCAGAGGAUAUGCAAUGCAGGCCGAUUCAAUGAGGAUGAGGCAAGAUUCUUUUUUCAACAACUGAUAUCAGGGGUCAGCUACUGUCAUUCAAUGCGAAUCUGUCAUAGAGAUCUUAAGUUGGAAAAUACACUUUUAGAUGGAAGCCCAGCACCACGGGUCAAAAUAUGUGAUUUUGGGUACUCUAAGUCAUCCGUGUUUCACUCCCAACCAAAAUCAGCUGUAGGAACGCCGGCCUAUAUUGCACCCGAAGUCCUGUCAAGAAAAGAAUACAAUGGAAAGCUUGCAGAUGUUUGGUCAUGUGGGGUCACUUUAUAUGUGAUGCUUGUCGGAGCUUAUCCCUUUGAAGAUCCUGCCGAUCCUAAGAACUUGAGGAAGUCUCUCAGCCGGAUACUUGGUGUCCAUUACUCGAUCCCAGAUCAUGUCCGAACAACCAUCGAGUGUAGACAUCUUUUAUCCAGGAUAUUUGUGGCCGACCCGGAAAAGAGAAUAACUAUUCCAGAGAUUAAGGGGCACCCCUGGUUCUUAAAGAACUUGCCGGUAGAAUUGAUGGAAGGAGGAGCUUAUGAAAGCAACGACGUGAAUAACCCGUCCCAAAGCAUUGAAGAGGUACUGGCAAUCAUACAGGAGGCUGGGAAGCUUUCCGAGGAGCUGAAGGUUAGGGAUGAAUUUAUGGACAGCAGCAUGGAUCUGGAUGAGUUGGAUGAUGCAGAUGUAGAAGAUUUGGAAACAAGUGGUGAUUUUCUUUGCCCAUCUUAAGCUGUUAAGCUGUGUACAUGUAUACCAAUUGCACUUCACGAAUGUAUUUGUUUCCUCUGCCAUGAGCAUCGUUUUGAAUUUGUUGUUGAAGGGGUGAUGGGGUUGUACCACGAGCAGAUGGAUUAUCAUAUAAGGAUCAUUUGUGGGUCAUAGUUGAUUCUUGAUUGGAGGAGAAUAAAGACUUGACAUGAUGUGAUAUUAUGUAAUACGAUAGAGAGAGAGAGAGAGAGAGUAAAAAGAAAAAAACAAUGAAAAACUAUUUUCUUGAUGGCAAAAAUGUAUGAACCAAAAUUGUGGUGGUGUUACUUUUGGUUUACACA
Molecule: messenger RNA, 1506 nt
Organism: Diospyros lotus (date-plum)
Lineage: Eukaryota; Viridiplantae; Streptophyta; Magnoliopsida; Ericales; Ebenaceae
Product: serine/threonine-protein kinase SAPK1
Exons: 9
Coding region: 173-1186 (337 amino acids)
Biological process (GO): intracellular signal transduction; protein phosphorylation
Molecular function (GO): ATP binding; protein serine/threonine kinase activity
Source: RefSeq, a predicted model, not a curated record